Molecule: messenger RNA, 3195 nt
Organism: Magnolia sinica
Lineage: Eukaryota; Viridiplantae; Streptophyta; Magnoliopsida; Magnoliales; Magnoliaceae
Product: scarecrow-like protein 18
Exons: 2
Coding region: 1852-3087 (411 amino acids)
Biological process (GO): meristem initiation; regulation of DNA-templated transcription
Cellular component (GO): nucleus
Molecular function (GO): sequence-specific DNA binding; DNA-binding transcription factor activity
Source: RefSeq, a predicted model, not a curated record
UUCCUGCCUUGAACUCCACUCAAAACAGCAGCAGCAGCAGCAAAUCCCCUCCUCUUCAUGUUGUUUUAUUUUAACACUCUUCCUCUCCUUGCUCUUAGUUUUCUUGCUUGGGAAAUAUGGGGUUAGAAGAGGACUUUGAGAGGGGCCGGGGCUGAAGAGAGAGAGAGAGAGAGAGAGAGAGAGGUGACAUGUUCGGGGAGUGGGGAGAUAAAACACAAAACGAAAGGCAGAAGAUUCUCCGAGAAAAGGGUGGACUUUUGAGCAUGUCAUAUCAUCAAUUUAAUGUGAGAGGAUAGAGGAGAGGAGAGAAGAGAUUCCUUUGCAGUUUAGAGUUCUUUGAUAUCCGCACGUUAGUAAGAUUUCUCUCACACACAUCUUUUUGCAGUUUGGAAAGGAUUGGAGAAAGGAAAAGAGAAGCCUCGUAAAAGAAGGCCAACCCCAAUUGAGAGAGAGAGAGAGAGAGAGAGUAGCUUUAAAAUUCUCAAAUGAAAAGAAAAAAAAUAGGAGAUAUGUGAAAUCCCUUCACCUGGGAAAGCAGGCAUGGGAUCUUAAAAUCUUUUUUGAUCUUUUACUGGUUUCUACAACUGAGUCUGAAAUAUUCCAUCAGCUUUGUAAAUGGGCUCUCCUCUAUUUGUCCUGAAAUAUUCCGUUUGUUUGCUAAUGUGAUGUACAAAGAUGCCCCAGAUGCCCCCUGGUUUUUGCAUUGAUUCGAGUGACCCAAGGGGUAGCAGUAGAAUCAACAACAGGUAAGAGGAAGGAAAUGAUUUUGGGAUGUGGUGCUUGUUGGUAUUACUGCUGAUCAAAUACCAUUGCCUUAAAUCAGAUACAUGACCACAUGAGAAAGAAGGAUUUCAGAUUACUUUGCAUGAUAUAUAACACCUUUACUUUCAUGUACUGACAAGCAGAGAGGUUGCAUGGAAGUUACCUGAAAGCAAAUGAAUGAAAAUCCCAGAAAGAGACAAACAAGGAAUGGUUGGAGUUAAGGGGUGUGGGGUAGAGGUGUCUGUCUAGUCGCUAUUCACCCAUUAAAGGCUUUGCGUGUGAAUGCCCUUCAAAUUUCGCUCCCAAGCUCUCUCUCUCUCUACCCUUCCGCUUCUGUGGGUCUCACCCUCCUGCACGUAUUGGAUCUCUUGAUUGGCUAUCUCAGGAGUUUGAUUAGGAACAGGGGGAUCUUUUCUCCUCUCUCUCUCUCUCUCUCUCUCUCUCUCUCCUUUGUAUCAUCAUGUCUACUUUCUAGUUUUUUUUUUUUUAAUUUUUUUUAAAUUUUUUUAAAUUUUUUUAUGUAUCAUGUCUCAUAUCUUUUUCUUGCCUUGCUUUCAUUUCAUACCUACUUAUUCUGAGGGGUACUCCCUACAACAAGACACCCACACCCAAUCCUUACAAAUUUUCAGAUUCUUGCCUCUUCAUUUACCUCUCUCAUCUAUCAUUCCUAAGCUUAUGAAAAUCAGGCUCCAAAGCCAAGGGUUGCAAAAGUCCAAAAACAAUACAAAAGAUAAGCUAUAAAACCCUUUAUUAUUAUUCUUUUUUUUUUCUCUCAUAGAGUUGAGAGAGAGAGAGAGAGAGAGAGAAGAGAGAGUGAGGUAUUGUGAGAACAGUGUUGUUUAGAUACAUAAGCUGCCACUCAUACUGCUACCACACCUCCCUGUUUUUGGCAGAUCAUGUCCUGUCAAAGAAGCUGCAUUCUCAGAUGUCCUAUUAAAGAAAAGGAAUGCAAACUCCUCAGUCUCUCCUCCUUCUCCCCCUCAUCUUCUUUACUUUUCAGUCCAAAAACACCUCCAUUUCUCUUUUGGGUUUCUCAACUUCUCCUUCUCCAAUACUCUACUCAACCAACAGCAACUCCUACUUCUUGAGAUGCUCACCUCAUUGAAUUCUCAUGAAGAAGAGGAAGACCCAGAUCGUCACCAUCAUCAUCACCGGAAUCCAGCACGUGGCCUCCCCUCACCUGCCAACCACGUGCGCCAAUUGCUGAUAAGCUGUGCUGAGCUCAUCUCCCAAUCUGAUUUCGCAGCAGCACGCCGCAUCGUCUCUCUCCUCUCCGCCAGCUCCUCUCCUUACGGAGACUCCACUGACAGAGUAGUCCACCAAUUCACCAAAGCCCUCAACAUCAGAAUCAACCGCCAUACCUUCCAAAACCUCAUCUCUUCUUCUUCAUCUCCCACUCCUUCAAUCUCCACCAAUCCAGACACCCUCCAAUCUGCUUAUCUCACCCUCAACCAAAUCACACCAUUCAUCAGAUUCAGCCACCUCACAGCCAACCAAGCCAUCUUAGAAGCAAUUGAAGGCCACAGACAUAUUCAUAUACUCGAUUUCAACACAAUGCAAGGGGUGCAAUGGCCUCCUCUGAUGCAAGCCAUUGCCGAAGGAUCAGAUCCGUUGAACCCACCGUCGAUUCGAAUCACAGGAACAGGCCACGAUUUGGAGACCCUCCAAAGGACCGGCCACCGUCUGCAGACAUUUGCACAAUCUUUAGGGCUGAAUUUCCAAUUCUACCCUCUCCACAUCGACGAUGGCCCGUCUUCCACCACUGUGCUUCACCUCCUUUCCUCCAUCAACGUCGUUCCUGAGGAGAUGCUUGCCGUGAAUUGUGUUCUCUACCUCCACAAGUUGCUGAAGGAUGAUGAGCGUGAUGUCCGGCUCUUCCUCCGCACCAUCAAAGCCAUGAAUCCAAAGGUGGUAACAGUUGCUGAGCGAGAAGCCAGACACAACCACCCCAUCUUCUUGCAGAGAUUCAUGGAAGCCUUGGACUACUACACCGCUGGUUUUGACUCCCUCGAGGCAACACUGCCACCCAACAGCCAGGAGAGGCUGACGGUAGAACAGGUCUGGUUCGGGAAUGAGAUUGCCAACAUUGUUGCUGCAGAGGGAGAAGAGAGAAGGGAGAGGCAUGAGAGGUUUGAGAGUUGGGUGGAAAUGAUGAGGAGCUCCGGCUUUGCAAAUGUUCCAUUGAGCCCUUUCGCAUUGUCUCAGGCAAAGCUCCUUCUGAGGCUCCAUUACCCUUCAGAAGGAUAUCAGCUCCAGCUUGUCAAUGACUCUUUCUUCCUGGGUUGGCAAAACAAGGCCCUCUUCUCAGUUUCUUCAUGGUACUAAAACCUAACUCUCCUUCCUUUUCAGCCUAUCUCUUCCUAUCUUUCUUUAAUUUUCUUCCACUUGUGAGAUUGCCAAGAAAAACCAGAAAGAAAGAAAGAAAAAAAAAGA